Molecule: messenger RNA, 1209 nt
Organism: Oppia nitens
Lineage: Eukaryota; Metazoa; Arthropoda; Arachnida; Sarcoptiformes; Oppiidae
Exons: 7
Coding region: 162-1094 (310 amino acids)
Molecular function (GO): S-adenosylmethionine-dependent methyltransferase activity
Source: RefSeq, a predicted model, not a curated record
GGGUAUCAAAUGCUAACACUAAGAGAUGUCACGACAAACACGUGUUUAAAAACAAAUGUCUUUUAUUCAGUACUACUGAUUAUAAACAUAGUGUGAUGUCAUGUGUUGUUAUUUUUCGACAAUAAUUAUUGUCAUCUCAAUUGAUCCCAUUAUAUGUGACAAUGAGUUUAAGUGAAUCACAGAAAGCAUUUGAAGAGUUGGUGUCUCGUAUGUCAUCACAUGAUUUGCCAAACUUUUAUCAAUGGAUUCAAUCAACUUAUCUGACAUCAGAUAGUUUGGAUGACAGACCUACCGAAGCUUAUGUUACACUCAAUCGUAUUGCUAAUGAUAUUAAGCUAAUGGUUCCCAUGUCUGGUGUGAUACCAUCCGAACCAAUGACUUUUCCCACUCUCGGACAGAACAGUGACUGCAAUGCUUUGAAUACCAUAUCAUUGGAUGCCUUUCUGUACGACGACUUAGAUAUUGAAGACAUGACUGACGAGGGAUUACUUGAACGAUAUUAUUGUUGCGAUUGUCUCUCACGUAAUAUACAAUCAUUAAAUUUGAUAUCACAUUCAGCGUCCAAAAAGAGAGUUGAGUUUAUAUACAAUGGUUUACUCAAAGAUAUAGAUUUUUCUAAUAAAACCAUUUUGGAUAUCGGGUCGCGUUUGGGAUCAAUACUCUAUGGGGCUUAUGUCUACACAAAUUGCAAACAUAUAAUUGGUGUGGAAAUGAAUGAAGAAUUAUGUUUAAUACAAAACAAAAUUAUUGAAAAAUACCAAAUGAAUGAUCGCAUUAAUGUUAUAUGCAAUGAUAUCAGUAGUUUACCACAAAUCGUGAGAAGCGCUGACAUCAUUGUUAUGAAUAAUGUAUUUGAGUUUUUCUUAAAUGACAGCAAACAAACUGACUGUUGGAUGUUUCUCUAUAAUCAUAUAAAGUCGGACACAUAUUUGAUAACUGUUCCCACUCUUGAAGAUAGUUUAAAUCAUUUGUCUCAGGUGACAAUUGAUUUGUCUAAAUGGGUCUCAAAAGUUGAUAUUAAAGACUCUGUGUUGUCGACAUCUAAAGCAGAUCACGAAGAGAUGUCAGAUAUAUGUUUAUAUCGUAUUAUCUAAUAUAAGAAGUCCUUUUUAUGGGUUUUUUUUAUUUACCGGUAAAUGUCUGACAGAUGUGUGCGAAAUUUAUUUUUUAUAUAUAUUUUUUGUAAUUAAAAUUAUUUGAAAUUACUUU